CGGGGUUCACUGUCUGCGAAACAUUGUCUUGCAUAAUGGUAGAGGAUGAACUGACACUAUUUGAUAAAAGCAUAAAUGAAUUUUGGAAUAAGUUCAAAAGUACCGAUACCGCCAAUCAAAUGAUGGGCCUAAGAGAUACCUACAAGGAUUCUGUCAAAGCAUUUGCAGAAAAGCUGUCUGUGAAAUUAAAGGAAGAAGAACGAAUGGUCGAGAUGUUUCUGGAAUAUCAAAAUCAGAUCUGCAGGCAGAAUAAGCUCAUUCAAGAAAAAAAAGAUAACUUGUUAAAGUUGAUUGCUGAAGUAAAAGAUAAAAAACAGGAAUUGAAAGAAUUGACUACAAAUAUCCAGGAUCUUAAGGAAGAAUAUUCUAGGAAGAAGAAAACUAUUUCUGCUGCUAACAAAGCUAAUGCAGAGAGGUUGAAAAGGCUGCAGCAAUCUGCAGACUUAUAUAAAGAUAGACUUGGACUAGAAAUUCGAAAAAUCCAUGGUGAUAAAUUGCAAUUUAUAUUCACUAAUAUUGACCCUAAACAUCCAGAGAGCCCAUUUAUGUUUUCCCUGCAUCUAAAUGAAGCAAGGGACUAUGAAGUGUCAGAUAGUGCUCCUCAUCUUGAAUGCCUAGCAGAAUUUCAAGAGAGUGUAAGGAAGACCAACAAUUUUUCAGCUUUUCUUGCUAAUGUUCGGAAAGCUUUUACUGCUGUGGUUUAUAAUUAAUGUGUAAAUAGCAUAUAAAAACAAUAUUUUUUUCUUUUC
Messenger RNA from Carlito syrichta (Philippine tarsier), 749 nucleotides. RefSeq names its product SPC25, NDC80 kinetochore complex component (gene SPC25). Gene Ontology annotation, biological process: chromosome segregation. The record is from RefSeq and is a predicted model, not a curated record. NCBI's taxonomy places the organism in Eukaryota, Metazoa, Chordata, Mammalia, Primates, Tarsiidae. Bases 36 to 710 code for a protein of 224 amino acids. Gene Ontology annotation, cellular component: Ndc80 complex. The transcript is spliced from 7 exons.